AUGCAAAACACCGCGUAUAGAAAAUUGAAUGUCGACGCGUUCGACCCGGAGCAGUACGAUGAAAAUGAUGAAACAGUCGAUACUCCGGGACUUGGACCAGACGAACGAUCAAUUCAGAAUUAUUUGAGUUCGAACAGAUUGGAAGAUGCUUUGCGUGCUGCCCUGCUUUCACCUCCAACAAAAACUAAGGAUCAGGCUGCCAAGGAUCGUGCGACACUUCUUGUUGCUAAAGUUGUUCAACAAUUCAAGUCACAUGAAAUCGAACCUGCAGUUCAGAAACUCUCAAUCGAUGAAGGCGACAUUCUGAUGAAAUACGUUUACAAGGCUAUGGAGCUGUCCGGCGAUGCUAAUGCUUGUCAAUCACUUCUCGCAUGGCAUGCGCAACUCGUUUCCAAAUUCGGUCAUGGGUGCAUAAUUCGAGUGCUCUCCGGGCGCCAGAGACUUUAA
Messenger RNA from Caenorhabditis bovis, 447 nucleotides. Lineage: Eukaryota; Metazoa; Nematoda; Chromadorea; Rhabditida; Rhabditidae. The record is from the annotation of a GenBank genome assembly.